Molecule: messenger RNA, 960 nt
Organism: Microthlaspi erraticum
Lineage: Eukaryota; Viridiplantae; Streptophyta; Magnoliopsida; Brassicales; Brassicaceae
Source: the annotation of a GenBank genome assembly
AUGGAAAAAGGACCAGCCCGUAGCUUUAUUUGGCUGAUUUUACGUUUCAAUUUGCUUCUCAGAGUCGCCGGAAACUUGGAAGGUGAUGCUUUGACUGAACUGAGAAAGAGUUUAUUUGCUGAUCCUAAUAAUGUACUUCAAAACUGGGAUUCAACUCUUGCUACUCCAUUCUUUUGGGAAAUCUUCUUACUGCUUGAUGUUUUGCUCAACGCUCUUGGGAAUGCAAAUCUAUCUGGACAACUUGUACCACAGCUUGGUCAGCUUCCAAACUUGCAGUACUUGGAGGUUUUUAGCAAUAACAUUAUUGGAGCAAUACCUGAGGAGCUUGGAAACUUGAGGGAACUGUUGAGCUUAGAUCUUUCCUUCAACAACAUAAGCGGUCCAAUCCCUUCAUCGCUUGGCAAACUACAGAAACUCCGGUUCUUGCAUCUUAAUAACAACAACUUAUCUGGAGAAAUUCCAAUGUCUUUGACUGCUGUGUCGUCGCUGCAAGUACUGGAUCUCUCAAACAAUCAGCUCACUGGAGAUGUUCCUGUUAAUGGUUCCUUCUCGCUGUUCACUCCUACAAGUUUUGACAACAAUAAUAAUAAUAUAGUUCCUGAAUUUCCGCCUGCUCCUAUCUCUUCUACUACGCCACUAUCACCUUCAGGAAGACCAAUGACUGCAGCAAUAGCAGGGGGAGUCGCUGCAGGUGCAGCGGUUCUAUUUGCUGUUCCAGCCAUUGCGCUUGCUUGGUGGCUGACAAGACGACAAGACCACUUUUUCGAUGUACCUGCUGAAGAAGACCCAGAGAUUCACUUAGGACAACCCAGAAGGUUCUCCUUGGGUGAACUAUUAGUUGCUACAGAUAACUUUAGCACCAAAAAUGUGUUGGGUAGAGGUGGUUUUGGUAAAGUGUACAAAGGACGUUUAGCCGAUGGCUCUCUAGUAGCUGUGAAGAGGCUAAAAGAAGAACGUACC